CGUUCACAUCCACAAACAUUAUAACCAUCCGAAAAGUGCAAGAGGCCUGACUGCAGAGGUGCAUUUAGAGCAUUAGGAUAACGGCAACAUGAUCUUGAAGAACCUCAUUCGUAAAAGCCAUGGUAUGGCUGUGGUAGAGGCAGUAGAGGGCCUGGCAGGGAAGUUCCGGGGGAGCAUGGCAGGAGCUCUGAUGGGGGACUGCUUGGGGGCACCCUUUGAGGGAGAGUCAAGGGCCUCUCGCUCUGUCCUCAACUCAUACUUCAGGAGGCUGGCAGAUCCUGCACUCAAGGUUCCCUACAAGCUGUACACUGAUGACACAGCCAUGACAAGGUGUGUUGCACAGUCCCUGAUAGAUGAAAAAGGCUAUUGUGCAACAGAUAUGGCUAAAAAGUUUGUGAAGGAGUACUACAACGAGCCCAAGAGAGGCUACGGGUCCAAUGUGACUGAUGUCUUCGCUGCUCUCCGCGCCACAAAGUUCCAGGAUGUGUAUGCACCAGCGGGGAUUCAGUUUGGUGGCCGAGGCUCCUACGGGAACGGGGCUGCCAUGAGAAUUGCUCCUGUUGCACUCUUCUGUUAUGAUGCCCCUGACAAAGAGGUAGUUCACAUUGCUAAAGAUUCCUCUCUUCUGACCCAUGCCAACAGGCUCGGGUACAAUGGAGCGGUGUUGCAGUGUCUGGCUGUCCACCAAGCUCUCCACACUCCCAUCAACAAACUAGACUCGGUGAAUUUCAUAGAAUCUCUCAUCACCAAAAUGAAGACUGUGGAAACACCAGAGGAAGAUGAUAUACUAAAUGAGGGUGAGAAUCCUUUCAUUUAUGUCAAGAAGUUGGAGAAACUUUUGGAGUUGAUGGAGCAAGGCAACUCAGUGACACAGAGCCAAGUUGAGGACACACUUGGGGUCUACAUCUCUGCCCACAUGUCGGUACCAACUGCUAUUUACUCCUUCAUCAGAGCCACAAAUCCUGUUACCAAUAUUGAGUCUGAUAAUGCUUUCCUGAGGACCAUCCAUUAUGCCAUCAGUCUUGGUGGAGACACAGACACCAUAGCAUCCAUGGCUGGAAGUAUUGCAGGUGCAUAUUAUGGCUUUUCGGAAAUCCCUGAGAGCUUCCAUAGGCACUGUGAAGCUCUUCCAGAUGCCAUCGAACAGGCAGAUCAGCUCUUCAAGAUGAGGAAGGCCAAAUCGACAGAGACGUGAAUGUUUGUUAGUUGAAGAAUUUACAUUUAGUAUUACCCACUUCACAGUUUUAGAGUCACAUUCAAACUGCAAGGUCAUUUUACUGCCAAGGCCUAUAAUAGACAGUGGGAAGAUGAUUAGCAAUUAGGUCAUCUCCCAUGUAGACCUAAAAAUGGGGCUAUCAGUUAGGUAGAGUGUGGGAAUAAAUGGUACUUCCUAUCCUAGGAUGUGUAUGGUUUUACAGACUAUGAAUAAGCUGUAACAAAUUUAUGUCUAUUUAUUCUCUUUUUUGAGAAAGGAAGUUUAUGAAAGAUAUGCUUUCAAGAUGUUUAUUGUAUAUAUUAGUGAUAACUUUAGUGCAGAUGUUGUCUCCUAUUCUUGUUAUGUCAAACAGUUCAGCAUAUCAUGUAUUUUAAUGUAUACUAUUAUUAUGGCUAAGAGAUUGUAAUUUCCGUGAAAUUAAUGUGUGGAUUUUAUAAUUAGUAUGCCUUAAUUUUGAGAUUUACAUAAAUUAAGAUUCAUUGGUUCCCUUGUGGCAAUUAAUUUUAUAAAAUCCAUUUAAUCUGUUUCAGAAUUAUUUACAUAUUUAGUUUAUUCAAAUUUAUGUUGUUUAAUUUUUUUUCUAAGAACCAGUUUUUUAAAAUGUUCAAGGUAUUGGUUUAGAUGCAGUGUACAUUUCCAUGAGCCGAGUUCAUUGAAUAUAGAGAAGGCAUGAAUGAAUGACUAGCUCCAAGCACUUCAAUGCUAUGUCUUUUUUUAGAAUUCCAAGUGGUUUUGAUAAUGUUGCAUAGAAAUGUACUUUACAUUAUUUGCAUUGUAAAGUUCUUUUCAUUCAUGCCUUUUUUACAUUGUAUUUCAGUAAUGUCUUUGGUAUGAGUACAGAGUGGUGGAGUUCGAAGAGCAUAUUACUCACCGCACAAUUGUCUUAGCAAUCUUUUAGCCUUUUAUUCUCUCCAAUACAUUACUGUAGAUUCUCCACAUAAUACACAAAUGAUUUUAUAAUUGUCACAUAUCAGGAGUAUAUAGAUGUAAAGACAGCCAAUUGUACAGAUUUAGAAUAAUAUGAAAAUCCCACUAAUAUGUAAAAGCAUUUCCUGGUAUGUAUACUAAUUACAUUCCUAGACCUUU
This is a messenger RNA of Penaeus indicus, 2302 nucleotides long. Its product is annotated as ADP-ribosylhydrolase ARH3-like. The coding region runs from base 89 to 1195 and encodes 368 amino acids. Gene Ontology annotation, cellular component: nucleus; mitochondrion. Lineage: Eukaryota; Metazoa; Arthropoda; Malacostraca; Decapoda; Penaeidae. The transcript is spliced from 10 exons. The record is from RefSeq and is a predicted model, not a curated record.